Messenger RNA from Cladocopium goreaui, 1977 nucleotides. Lineage: Eukaryota; Dinophyceae; Suessiales; Symbiodiniaceae. The record is from the annotation of a GenBank genome assembly.
AUGCUGAACUUGGGAGAUGGCGGCGACCAGAACCUCAGCACAGCAUCGACUUGGAAAGUCCUUGUCUAUGACAAGUUCUGUCAGGAGGUCGUGUCUCUGCUUCUGAAAGUGGGAGGGCUGCGAAAUCACGGAGUAACCUUGCACUUGAACAUCAACAGCGAAAGGUUGCCCGUUGCAGACGUUCCUGCAGUCUACUUCGUUGAGCCAACGGAGCAAAACAUCCAAAAAAUUGUGGAGGAUUUGUCAAAAAAUCUGUACGAGAGCUGCUAUGUCAAUUUUGCAAGUGCAAUUCCGAGGCCGCUGCUGGAAGAUUUGGCUAACAACGCCUUUCAGACUGGUGGCGCGCAGAAGGUAGCUGGAGUUUUUGACCGAUACAUCUCUUUUGUGUCUUUAUCGCCUACGCUUUUCUCAUUGAAUUUACCGGCAGCUUAUAUGACUCUUCACAGUACACAGCUUGAAGAAAGGGUCAUGCGGCAGUACAUUGAGCGGAUCGUCGACGGUCUACUCUCCAUAGUAGCUACCAUGCGUGUCCUGCCGGUGAUUCGGUGUCCGCCUGGGGAAGCUGCGCAAAUGAUUGCAGAGCGAUUAGAGGAGCGGAUUCGCGAGCUGCUGAAUCGCAGUGGUGGCGUAGCCGCAGAGCUGUUUGCUGCUGCUCGCACUGGUGCAGAGGUGCCCGGUGGCAGUCGGCCGUUGCUAAUUAUCCUGGAUCGAGAUAUCGAUUUGGUGACGAUGCUGAGCCAUACAUGGACUUACCAGGCGAUGGUGCAUGAUGUCCUUGGCAUGAGGCUCAACAAGAUGCAGGUGCCAGUGGAAAGCGAUGAUGCUUCAGCACCUCCGAAAGCUAGGUCAUAUGACGUGGAUGACCAGGACAGCUUUUGGACAGCUCACGCUGGCGACCAGUUUCCUGAGGUUCUCAAUGCAGUACCAAAAGCCAUAGAGGAGUUUGAAAAGAAAAGGGCAGAAAUGGCAAAUACUGGUGGCGAGGACGGCGCGCAGGCUUUAGCGCCUGGGCUGGCCGCUGCCAUCAAUGCCCUGCCAGAGAUGACAGAAAAGAAGAGGAGUAUCGACAUGCACACCAACAUCGCUCAUGCGCUGGUGGCAGAGGUGAAAGCACGCGAACUGGACAGGUAUUACGAGUUGGAGGAUCAGUUGCCCUCGCAGUCCUUGGGUACCUCCAUAUCUCAGCUAGAGCAGCUGCUGAAUGCCUCACAAAAGGGUACUCUGGCAGACAAGCUGAGAGCUAUCAUGAUAUUGGUCUUGACGAAACCCAGUGUUUCGCAGCAGCAGUUGCAGGGUCUAGUAGAUGCGUAUGAGAACACUGGUGGUGAUGCUGCCGGUGUCAGGUAUUUGCAGUACCUGCAGAGCAUUCGAAAUAUGGCGAUGCCCAGCACGACUUCAACUGUAACAACAGGUGGAGCCACUGGGACUCUGGCCGGGGCUUUCGGUGGCUUAGCAGACCGCUUCAUGGCCACUGGUGAUGCAUUGUUAGCUGCCGGAAUGAGUGGCAUCAAGUGGCUUGUGCGGCACCACCGGGUUGGACAUGCUGGACACUGGUUGCUCAAUUUUCGUUUUUGCAGCACUUCUGAGCCUUUGGUCAAGACAUGUCAAGACCAACUGAGGAACAUCGUGGCAUCAAAGAAGGAGCUAGCUACCUGUCAGAUCGUGGAAGCUUUGAUGGAGCAAAAGCAGGGUGGAGUUACAGAGAAUUAUUUGUACCUCGACCCCAAGGCUCCACCAGCACGUGGAGCUGAUGUUCCGCGAAUCCGGGCACCGUUUAAAAGAGCUAUGACCUUCGUAGUAGGUGGUGGGAACUAUGUGGAGCAUCAAAGCUUGCAAGACUGGGCGCAGAACUCUGGUCGGCAGGUUACGUAUGGUUCAACCGACAUAGUCUCACCGGUGCAGUUUGUGGACGAGCUAAGCCACCUGGGCCAAACCCUUGGACAAGGGCAAAGUGGCAGCAUGCCAGACCUUAGCUAG